This is a messenger RNA of Solea solea (common sole), 2337 nucleotides long. It is a transcript of the gene fscn2b, whose product is annotated as fascin actin-bundling protein 2b, retinal. Bases 865 to 2337 code for a protein of 490 amino acids. The record is from RefSeq and is a predicted model, not a curated record. Gene Ontology annotation, cellular component: actin cytoskeleton; cytoplasm. Gene Ontology annotation, molecular function: protein-macromolecule adaptor activity; actin filament binding. NCBI's taxonomy places the organism in Eukaryota, Metazoa, Chordata, Actinopteri, Pleuronectiformes, Soleidae. Gene Ontology annotation, biological process: cell migration; actin filament bundle assembly; establishment or maintenance of cell polarity. The transcript has 7 exons.
CCCCAGCAUAGGUACGUAAGAGGAGCUGCACUCAGGCAACUACCCCAAACGCAGUGCUCUGGUUACCCCCGGGCCACUGUUUGCGUCUACUUACCUGUCUUUAUGUGUCACAUAAGAGGUGAAGUGCAGCACUGAGGAGAGGCAGAGAAAGGUGGGAUUAUAUACAUGGCAGGUUAAAGGCGCAGACAGGGAGGAAGGAGGACAGGAUGGGAGGAAAAAGCGACAGGGAGAGGCUUAAGAUUACAGAGGAGAGCUUCCCCUUUCUUGCCCAGUUCGGUUGUGAUGCCUGAUAGUUAAUGUUCAUGUUCAUGUUCAGAGUCUCUUGUAAAACCUCCAGGAUGUUCUUCCACCACUGAUCAAACUCUCGCCUGAGAAUCGAGGAACCCCCAGACUUGAAGGAAGGUGACGCAGAAGUGACAUCCAAGGACUGGUGGGCAAACAAGAAUCCCAGAGAAAUCUAAUCUGGACAUGGGACCAAGAGAUUGAGUCCCAGCAAGGCAAACAAGAGCAGGUGUGAGGCCGGACAAGUGUUCAACAGGAGAGCAGAGAGAGAGAGAGAGAGGGGAAGUGGCAGAUGGUGGACAAACAAAAUUAGCAGCCAGUGCGAGAGCCUGUACCGAACAACUGAAGAGAGAUCAAGGUCGCUCCUUCUAACCUCAUUAAAAGAGAGGUGCGUAGUCGUUGGAGGUUGAUCUAGGAGACCCGAUCAACAGAAGAGACGGAGAGAGAAGGGAGAGAAGGGAGAGAAGGGAGGGGAGAGGAAGAAUUACAAGAGGGCGCAUGUUGAAAGAAGCCUCUUAAGUCUGGGAGCAGGAAUUAGAGCCACAGAAACGACAGAGGGGAAGCCACAAAACCACAGUGAAGAUGCCGGCCAACGGGAAUCGUCCUCUGAAGCUGCAGUUUGGUCUCAUCAACCACGAGGGUCGUUACCUCACAGCCGAGGCCUUUGGCUUCAAGGUGAACGCGUCUGCUGUCAGCCUGAAGAAGAAGCAGAUUUGGACUCUGGAGCACGACUCCCAGGACUCCCAGGUCAUCUACCUGCGCAGCCACCUGGGCCGCUACCUGGCCUCCGACAAGGACGGCAAGGUCACGUGUGAGGCUGACGGCCACAACUCCGACUGCCGCUUCCUCAUCGUGGCUCAGUCGGACGGCCGCUGGGCGCUGCAGUCUGAGCAGCACCUCCGCUUCUUCGGCGGCUCGCGGGACUACCUGUCCUGCUUCGCCCAGGUCAUCACAGACGGCGAGCUGUGGGCCAUGCACCUGGCGCUGCACCCGCAGGCCAACAUGCUGUCCGUGGCCCGCAAGCGGUACGCCCACUUGUCCUCAGAGGACGGGGAGAUUGCCGUGGACAUGAACAUUCCCUGGGGGGUGGCGGCGCUCCUCACUCUCGUCUACCUGGAUGGGAAGUACUGCCUGAAAACCUGCGACGGCCGCUUCCUCGGCAACGACGGGAAGCUGUUGACGCAGAGCGGCAGGUCCACGGCAUACAGGCUGGAGCUGAAGUGCGGGAAGUUGGCCUUUAAAGACUGUGAGGGGAAGUAUUUGUCUCCCAUGGGGCCCACGGGAACACUGAGGUCAGGACGCUGCUCCAAGCCGGGCAAAGAUGAACUGUUUGACCUGGAGGAGAGUCACCCGCAGGUGGUUCUGAUGGCGGCUAAUGGGCGAUACGUCUCCAUACGACAAGGGGUCAGCCUCGCGGCCAAUCAGGAAGAUGAGACGGACAUGGAGACGUUCCAAAUGGAGAUUGACAAGGAGAGCAGGAAGUGCACUUUCCGAACCAGCCAGGGGAAUUACUGGGCACUGGUGGCUCACGGAGGAAUCCAGAGCACGGCCACGGAAGUGUCAGCAAACACUAUGUUUGCAGUGGAGUGGCUCGGCCACAAGGUGGCGUUAAAAGCCAACAAUGGAAAAUACAUCUGCACCAAGAAGAAUGGACAACUGCUGGCUGUUAGUGACUCCGUAGGUGAGGACGAGCUGCUGACCCUGAAACUGAUCAACCGGCCCAUGUUGAUCCUGAGAGGAGAGAACGGCUUCAUCUGCCACCACAAGAACUCCAACACGCUGGACGCCAGCAGAUCGGUCUACGACAUCUUCACCCUGCAGUUCAGCAACGGCGCAUACCACAUCAAAGGGGUCACCGGUCACUUCUGGUACGUGAACAGCGCCGGGCUGGUGUGCGCGGACGGGGAGGCCCCGGAGGAUUUUGCGAUCGAGCUGCUCGAGCACGGUCGCCUCGCUAUACGCGGGAAGAGCGGCAAAUAUCUGCGAGGAGACCAGGGAGGGACGCUGAAGGGGGACGGACUCAGCCUGAGCGGCUCGGCUCUGUGGGAAUAUUAG